Molecule: messenger RNA, 333 nt
Organism: Penicillium concentricum
Lineage: Eukaryota; Fungi; Ascomycota; Eurotiomycetes; Eurotiales; Aspergillaceae
Exons: 2
Coding region: 1-333 (110 amino acids)
Source: RefSeq, a predicted model, not a curated record
AUGUGCCGCAUCAACGACUGUUCCAUCCCAAUGACAUCAAGUCAGCAUGUGUCUCAUAUGAUGCGUCGAGGGUGUUAUCACAACGACCCAAGGUACCGCAAGGCUAUCAGGAACCUUGCCUCUAUCGAAGGAUUCGCUGGGUGCCUGAAAGACGGGUUGAAUGGGUUUCGAUUGCAGGAUAUGGGGGGACCUGAGGCCAGUAUGGCGGGUAUGGAGCCUAGUGUUGACGUCUGUUUGGGGUCGGAAACAUCAGCGAACUGGACAUGGAUGAUGCUGGGACAUGAGCGCUUCGGCCAGAUCACUCACCUCACACGGUUGGAGCUAGAGCAGUGA